Molecule: messenger RNA, 2776 nt
Organism: Solenopsis invicta (red fire ant)
Lineage: Eukaryota; Metazoa; Arthropoda; Insecta; Hymenoptera; Formicidae
Product: dnaJ homolog subfamily C member 21-like
Exons: 2
Coding region: 344-2371 (675 amino acids)
Cellular component (GO): cytoplasm
Source: RefSeq, a predicted model, not a curated record
UGGCCACUGGCAACAGUGGCAACUGGCAGUAGCGGCACUAUUUGGCACUGUUGGCGAUUAGCACCAUUAGCACCGAUCAGCACUGGCAAUUGGCAAACACUGGCAAUUUGGCAAACGCACGCGGCUCGAGCGCGGACACAGGCACGCUCUUCUUUUACCUUUCCAAGCAUUUCGCAAGUGUCCAAAGUGUCGUCCAUGACCAACGAUCAUUUAUUGGAAUGUAUGAUUAAAAACGCCGUGAUCGAGAAUCGAGAUUGGCAUCUUGUAUACGCAAAUAGGCGUACGGUUUGUGGUUUAAGUAAGGAAAUUGUGUCUCGAGCGGGGUUGUGUGUAAUCGCGUAGAAUGAAGUGUCAUUACCAAGUAUUGGGAGUCGAAAGAGAUGCUUCGGACGAUGACAUAAAAAAGGCAUAUAGGAAGCUAGCGUUGAAAUGGCAUCCAGAUAAGAAUCUCGAUAAUCCGGAUGAGGCAAAGGAACAGUUUCAACUUGUUCAGCAAGCGUGGGAGAUCCUGAGCGACGCUCACGAGCGCGCUUGGUAUGACAAUCAUCGAGAAGCUAUUCUGAAAGGUGGUAUCGGGGAGGAUUACAAGGACGACUCGAUAAAUCUCUUCCCGUACUUCUCUCUCUCGUGCUUCAAGGGUUACGGGGAUGACGAGAAGGGUUUUUACACCGUCUACAGAAACGUUUUCGAACGAGUGGCGGCGGAGGACGCCGAGUUCGCCAAAAGUGGCGAGUCUGACGAGGAGAUACCCGGCUUCGGCGACUCUCAGAGCUCCUACGAAGACGCGGUGGGCAACUUCUAUGCCUAUUGGCAGAGUUAUACCACCAAGAGAUCCUACGCUUGGCUGGAUUUGUACGACAUACGCGAAAUACGGAACCGACGCGUUCUCAGGCUCGCGGAAAAGGAAAACAAGAAAGUGCGCGACAAGGCGAGACGCGAGAGAAACGAGCAGGUGCGGAAUUUGGUUGCCUUUGUUCGCAAACGGGACAAGCGGGUGCAGGCGUACGCGGCGAAACUGGCUGAACGCGCUCGUGAGAAUUUUCGUAAGGCAGAGGAGCGGAGAAAAACGCAUCUGCUGGAAAGGCAGAAACUCUUGCGGGAUCAGACCGAAUCCGAAUGGUCCAAGUUCUCGAAUAUGGAGGCAGAACUGAGAAACAUCGAGGCGAAUCUAACGGCGGAGUUUGGGACAGAUGACAGAAAGGUAACAACAAAAAACAGCAAUCCAGAAGCGUUUUAUUGCUUCGCUUGCGAUAAGAUUUUUCAGACGCACAAGGCUUUUACGAAUCACGAGAAUUCAAAGAAGCACAAGGAGAACAUGAGCGUGCUCAAGCGUGUCACGUAUAAAGACGACGACGACGACGACGACGAGGAUGAGGAUGAGGAUGAGGACGACGACAACGACAACGACAACGACAACGACAACGACAACGACAACGAUCAUCACAGUAGUUGUCAAGAGAGCGAUUCGAGCACAGAAAAAGAAUCAAUUUCACUGAGUGAAGCCAAGUUGGCAACAAGUUCACAGAUGCCCGACUUCUUGUUGAACCCUCCUCAAAACGAUUCGAGACGAAACGACGACAACGACGAGGAUAACGAUGACGCCUCUCUCGCCGAACUCGUGUCGGAUGAGGAAAAUCCAGAAUGUCCUCGACCGACGAACGAAGAAAGGAAGAUGGAUAGUUACGGCGGAGAUGUCCCACUAGCCGCGGCGGAACCACUGAUGGGCGAAAGUAUUUCGUUUUCAUCUAAAAUGGAAGAUGAAGAUGACGACAUAACUUCCGAGGACGAACUAUUAUCCGAUCAGGAAGAAAACGUUGCCGCAUUGUCGAAUCGUCAGAAGAAAAAAAAAAGGAGGAAGCGUAACGUUCAAAAUCCUAUGCUUGAAUCCUAUGCUAGCGAUGACGACACGGAGAGUAUUAACGAGGAAAUAUGGCUAUCGAAGAAACAACGCAAAAAAUUACAACAAAAAAAGAUGGAGAUAAAUAAGCAAUUGCGAAACAAGGAAGAGACGUAUACGACUAAAGAAGAGGAACGAGAAGCAGAGAGUGAAAGUAAAGUGAUGGAAGAAGCAGCGAGUGUCAUUGAUAACGACCUACUAAAAGCGGAUAAAGCAAAGAAAAGUUCGAGGAGAGAAGAACGAGACGGCAAGAACAAAAGUAAAAAGGAUUCGGUCGUAGAUAUCGAUGAUUUGGCUCAUCGUUGUGUCUCUUGCUCAUCCGAGUUUCCUAGCAAAAAUAAAUUGUUUGAACAUUUAAAGAAAACCGGACACUCUGUAUAUAUAGCGGAAUUAACGAAAAAUAAAAGGAGUCAAGAGAAAAAGAAGAAUACAAUGGCCAAAGGAAGAGGCAAUUUGGAUAAAAAGAAAUGUUGAAUCCGAAUGUUAUGAAACACAUACGUGUUACUUCUUGUAAUUAAUUCUUGUAUUUGAACAGCAAUAUAAUUUGUUACGGUUGGCAGGAAAGAUUUUUUAUAUAUCGCACGCAUUUCUCCAGAAUGCGCGGAUUCUGUAAAAAUUGUCUUUUUGUACAUAUAUCUUGUACAAAGUAUUAUUAAAAUUAAAAAUAUUUUAAUUUAGACACGAAUCGAAUAAAAUUUCUUUGUACAAUUACCUACUUGUAUCGAUUUAGAAAUGAAGCAAUCGAGUGUAAAUGCAGUGUUUUGACAAAGCACAAGGGUGAAAAAUUACAGUACUUGUCCUACUACUCCUAUUAAAUGUACACAUAACUAAUUGUAUUAUAAAUGAUUACACAUCAAUAAAUACUACUUAUUAAUACUA